CUUCUCCUGCUUUCUCCCUCCCUCCCUCCCUCCAUCAAUGGCGUUUCCGUUAGCAAAUCCCCCUUCCCGCCUCUCUCCGAAACUACUGACGAGAGCCACCACCGCUCCCCUUGCAUCUCCUUCACCUAACUAUGACCCCAGAAUAAAGGAAUUCCCUCCAAACGCUCUACGCCGGAAAAUUGACCGGCUGUGGCGCGGCGGGUUCUCGCUCGGCGUGGACUUGGGGCUCUCCCGCACCGGCGUCGCCCUCAGCAAGGGCUUCUCCGUCCGCCCCUUGACGGUGUUAGAGCUGCGAGGUCAGAAGCUCGAGCUGCGGCUUCUUGAGAUUGCCGAAGACGAGGAGGCUGAUGAGUUCAUAAUUGGUGUUCCGAGAUCGUCUGAUGGAAGGGAGACGACUCAAUCGAAUAAGGUUCAUAGUGUUGCGGGAAGACUAGCUGUUAGAGCUGCAGAGAGAAUUCGAUACUGCCAUGGUCUUCUUUAUCGUCGUGAGGCUGAUGUCCAUUUUAGAGGCUGUGCUGUGAUGGUCUUAAGGAUGCAAGAAAGAAGUUCGGUUUUAUGUUUCUCCUGCGCAUGGGGUUGGAGGGUGUACCUGCAGGAUGAACACGGAACAUCAACAGAUGCCACUCAUCGUAUGAUAAACUUGGGCCUGAACAAGACAGCUCGGCAAAGAAGGAUUGAUGCCUAUGCUGCAAUGAUGGUCCUGGAAAGAUAUUUUUCAUUGUCUGGGGAGGCAGCUGAACUUGUACUUCCCAAGGAUUCCGAUUUGCAGGAAAGACUCCGGAGGGGUCCGCCCCGAGACAUAGACUUCUUUUCCGAAUAAGCCGUAGAUCUGCUCUAUAAUACUGUUGCGCUUGACAGAAGAAAUCUCCGUGUAGAUCGUUCUUAUAUGAUGUAACUAUAAGGGUAGACUGCUCUGUGCUAGAGUUUCAAUUAUUUAGCAGGAGAAUUAUAUUUAUCUGUACAUUGUUUGUAUUUACUCGACUAUGUCGAAUAUUAUAUGGUUUACUGUCAAAUCUAUGUCUAGUAAAUCUGCCUACUGAGAUACUACUCAUUGUA
This is a messenger RNA of Punica granatum (pomegranate), 1056 nucleotides long. Lineage: Eukaryota; Viridiplantae; Streptophyta; Magnoliopsida; Myrtales; Lythraceae. The record is from RefSeq and is a predicted model, not a curated record.